Messenger RNA from Bradysia coprophila, 4589 nucleotides. It is a transcript of the gene PGAP1, whose product is annotated as GPI inositol-deacylase. Gene Ontology annotation, cellular component: endoplasmic reticulum. The record is from RefSeq and is a predicted model, not a curated record. Lineage: Eukaryota; Metazoa; Arthropoda; Insecta; Diptera; Sciaridae. Gene Ontology annotation, biological process: endoplasmic reticulum to Golgi vesicle-mediated transport; GPI anchor metabolic process. Gene Ontology annotation, molecular function: phosphatidylinositol deacylase activity.
AAACAAAAAGAACUUUCGUAUCAAAACAAACACGAAAACGAUUUAAGUUUUUUAAUGUAGCGCAGUGUAUUGAAUUGAUUGGACAUAAAUAUAUUUUUUAGUAAAAUGUUGACCAAACUAUUUUUUGUUGUGUCGUUGUUUAGUUUAUGCUUGUAUUUAUAUGGAGUUCUGGUAACAAUUACUGUGUCGGAAAAAAAUGUCUGCAACAUGACUUAUAUGUUCGAGUAUCCACAGUAUGUGAAAAUAAAUUUCGACGCAAAUCUGGACUUUCCGAAGUACAAUUUGUACGCAUAUUCUGAGGGACGACUAACCGAAAAUGCACGCAACAUGAAAUUCGAUGGAGCUCCGGUAAUAUUUGUACCGGGAAAUCGAGGCUCAUAUAAGCAGGUCCGAUCGUUAGCUUCGGUAGCGUUGAGAAAAGGAAUCGACAACCUCUGGUCGGAACAUUUGGAUUAUUUUGCUGUCGAUUUCAAUGAAGAAUAUUCCGCUCUAUACGGAGGUUACUUGGAUGAUCAGACCGAUUAUUUGGGUGCAUGUGUUGAUACGGUUCUCAAUCUCUAUCGAAAUUUACCGAACGGGCCGAAAAGUGUUGUCAUUGUUGGUCAUUCGAUGGGCGGAAAAAUCGCCCAAGCUUUGCUUACCGACUACAAGAAAAUUGAUUUGAUCAACACUGUCGUGAUGUUGUCAACACCGGUCGACAGGCCAGUUCUAAAUCUCGACAAUUAUUUCGAAAUAUUUUAUCGAAAAAUCAAUGCAUUUUGGACGUUGAACCGGAGCGAAAUGAAUGAAGUGAAAAAUACAACGAACACUUGCUGCAUAAAUCAGAUUGGUCCGGCGGAAUUAACGACCGUAACAGCCGAUGAUAAUGAUGACGCAUACCCUUUGAACAAAAAACUGUUAAUCACAAUUGGUGGCGGUAGCAGGGACAUACUGGUACAUUCUGCUCUGACGAGGUCUAAAUUUUCGGACGUUCAUGCAAUCGCCACAUCCGUACCGAAUGUAUGGCUGACCACUGACCAUUUGUGCGCGGUUUGGUGUCUGCAACAAACUCUUGUCAUCAAUCGAUUUUUGUACAGCAUAAUCGAGCCGAUUAAGAAUCGUAAUCAAGGGCAACAUUUCAUUGAAGACAAAAGCGUUCGGUUACAGAGAGCCAAACACUAUUUCACGCCGAAAACUGUUCCUCGGAAAUUAACUUCGGUCAAAUUAGUCCACAACCAUGACGAUCUGGGAGACUGGGUUGAAGAUUCGCGUAGAGUUUUCACCGAAGUUUUUAAAUCGGGUAUUACAGAGACAAGAUAUCAAAUGAUUCGACUGUAUGAUAUACCGCAGACUCAGAUCCUAGAUGUUGAGGCUAUCAAUGUCGAUACAGACGAUUGGGUAUUCGGCUGUGCUGCAACAGAAGUGACUUCAAAUAUGCGAUACUGCUCGGAAGCGACAUCGUUGACACAUUUAACUAGAAAAGUGCCAUCGAGGCGGUACGAACGUCUCAUCAUUACGAUAGAUCUUCACAAAAUCAAGCAUCAAUAUCCGGCAUGGACUCACGUGCUUCUACGAAUUCGUCCGACUAUUAAGCCGCUUCAAUUGAACGUAGAUGUCCAUGGUGAAGGUGAUCGAGAGAUUGAAGUGACAAUGCCCAAAUGGUAUUCGUUUUCAAACAAAAUUUUAUUGAGCGACACUCUUGUUGGCAGCAUUGCGUAUACAAUCAAAGUCACUGGAUUGGAAGAAGCUUAUCAAUCAUUGGAAUUAGAAGUUAAACCCAGAACCUGUUCAAAGAAACAGCAUCAUGCCGUUGCAAAGCUAUGCGUUCCGUGGACGGUAGGAUUCGAUCGUUACCAUCACUUUACCGACACGGAAAGCGAAAUAAUGCAACUGAAUGUGCCAAUGGCGAAACCGAGUAGCUACAAUACCACAGAGAAUCCCGUUACGGUUAAACUGAAUUUGGAUCCGAAUUGUCGUUAUCAAAUAUCGGUAAAAAACUCAUUUGCAAUGACAUUGGCGCGAAUUGUGCAACAAUUUUCUCACUGGUUACCGUCGCACUUGGUCGCUAUUUUGCUGUUAGCAUUUAAACAUCAAAUAUCGCUAACGCCCAGCAAAGAGAUAUUCAAAUGUGGCGCACUGUACUCAGCAUUGAUAAAUUGUUCCAGUUUUUUCAUCAUAACGGCAUCGCGGGUAUUCGUGAAAGUAUUGUUUUGGGCUGAGUCACUUCCGAAUCCCGAUCCCGUUGAGCACACAUUGCUUGUUUCAAUCAUAAUGCAUGGAUCCGCAUUGGCUUUGUUGACGGUACUCACUGGGGCAGUGUGGGCAUUGAUAUCAUUGAGUGGAAACAUUGCGUAUAAGAUCUUGAUACGGGCGAUCCGAUUCCCAUUGCCAACAAUAUCGGGAGUAUUACUACCGAUUAUACAAAAAUUUCCGAUAUCAAUCGGCGUUAUACUCAUUUCUAUAGCGAUGGCUUCUUGCGGAGGGCUAGCGAUCAUUGGUGCCGUUUUUGUUUAUUUCAUUUUGCUGGCCAAAAUGUAUGAAGAUUAUCUGGAGGAAUUCAUUUUCAAAACAGCCAAACUAAUUGCUCAGAAAUUAUUCGGAAAAUCCACCGACGAACAAAAUGACGACGAUGCUGAUGACGCUUCAACAACCGAACCAGGUCAGCCUGAUGAAUUGAAUGCAAAUGAAAACAAUGUAGACGCAAAAGAGCUACUGUCCGACAAUUUAAAUACAAACGAAAAUACUGAGGAUGCGGAUGAGGCCAAUGAACAGGACACUAAGAACGAUGAAACGGACGAAAAUGAAUUUGAAAUUCUCGAAAAACAAAAACCCAAUUCGGAUACCGUUGCUGAAAACACCGAUGAGACUGAUUUUGAUCCGGAAGUGACGAGAGAGCUAGAAAAAUUGAUAAGUGAAACCAAGGAGAAGUACGCAAAGGCCGAACGGGAUAAAAUGAAUAUGGAAACUAUGAGCCGGGUGGAAUUUGACGGCAUUGCUGAAGGGCUUAGCAAUUUACAUUUCCAUCUAACUUUGUUCCUACUACUAGUCAUACUCGCCGUGCUUAACAUACCAAGUGUCAUAACCUGGGCCAAUGACUAUCAUUACAGUCGUUCGUUGAAAGCAGAUCCGUCGCUGCUACCUGCCGUGUUUACUCUUAUAUCGCUUUGUUACAUAUGGCAGUCGCCCACCCCAAGAGACAUCAAUGGAUACAAAUUUCUGGCAAAUGUACUGUACUUCGUCGCAGCCAUCGUAAUCAUUUACUGUCAAGAUUCCGUUUAUCGGAUAAAUGCAAUCAUCAGCAUCGUUUUUGCCAUAAUUACGCUACAUCAAGUGUGCGGAAAAGUGGACGCUCCGGUGGAAGAAACACCGGCUGAAAAAGAAUUGAGAGAAAAGGUUCAAAAAAUCAGGGAAGGUUUGUUUGCUGAAUCGAUGCUUGGUGAAACGAUGAAUGUGGAAACUUAGUAAAGAAAAAAUCGAUUGCUGUAAGUCGAUUAGCGUUUAGGGACGUUCUAUCGAAAUGGUUUAGGCUUCGCGGUUUAAACUUUGUUUUCCUUUAUUUUAUAUUUUUGAUGUACAAAAAUGUCAGUUAAUUAUUCAGCAUAAAGUCACAGCAUCCAGUAGGUAAUGUAUUUGAAACAUAUAUCUACUGGUAGGUUUUUUUUUUAAAUGGCAGUCUAGUCACAUAGUGUAAUUUCACCUUACUCACCAUAUAUUAACAAAUAAAAGUGUUUCUACCGAUAAAGUUUAAAUUUACGUCGACAGUAUUUUUUGUAGAUUUUAAUAAUGCUCUUGAUUCUUUUAGCGAAAUGCUGGGUUAUUUAUAUAAAACAAAAGAAAAUCAAAAUUAACUUUAUAUGCUACUACCACAUGCGUCUAAAAUGGCACUUUUACUGACCGUUUAUUGACCUCGGCUUCGCCUCUAAUCAACACAAAUUCUCACCAACAAACUUUUCAACUUUCCACCCCUAUGUCAAUUUAGAAUUUGGAAUUUCGUGCGAAUCAAUAGAUGAACAAAUGAAUUGAACAAAUAAUUUCAAUCGAGAUUUAAAGGCUCUUUUGAUGUGAGAAUGUCGUGAAUGAGUAUAAAUUCGUUUUUUUUGCCCCUUGUCACAUUUCAUUCAGCGGCAUUACGACUUUAAUUUUACUGAAAGUUGUUUCUAUUUGCCAGUGCUAUGUUCGAGUCACAGUUACACUACACAAACACUUAAAAAACUCACCAUGCAAUUUUUUAGAAAGAGGUUUCAUUCAAAUGCAAAGGUUUUGGAACGUUAGUAAGCAGAUUUUUACUUUUCGCACUAUGCUCAGCUGGAUGGCUCUUGGGGUUCUAACCAUUUUUAUGAUCUCUCGUUGAAAAGUUCCGAUUAUAGUGAUUCUUUGAGACUAGAUAUGAACAUUCUUCUCGUGAUUUAUACCGAAGACUAUAAAAUUUAUAACAUUUAAUGUGGACAGUUUCUGUCGCAAAUAGUACUUAUUAGCUCUGACAUUCCAUAUCCCAGUUCCGAUAUUGUCCUAUUCCAAUUACCAAUUGCUAAACCUUCAGUCUUUCUAACGAAAAACGACUGUCAGGGCCUAUGUUAAGUAAUUUUAUUUACGAAAAACUACCAAAAUUA